Molecule: messenger RNA, 1137 nt
Organism: Peronospora belbahrii
Lineage: Eukaryota; Oomycota; Peronosporomycetes; Peronosporales; Peronosporaceae
Source: the annotation of a GenBank genome assembly
AUGAGCACCCAAGGAAUGAAUGUAAACGUACCUCAGAUGGCACAGGACGCUGUAUUAAUGCGUUCAGAGGAUUUAGAAGGCAAGAAUGUACGUGUACGUGGGUAUGAAUUCAAUCAAGGCAUUGAUUAUGAAAAGAUUAUGCAAUCCUACGUUACAAUGGGAUAUCAAGGCACGAAUCUAGGCAAAGCGAUUGACGAAAUUAAACGUAUGCGCAAAUGGCGUUUAAAUGAUGAUCCAAUCGCUCCAGAUGAACAUGAUGAAGAGCGUAAGGAUCCAGUAUAUCGUGCAAGUAUCAAGACCAAGAUCUUUUUAGGUUAUACGUCGAAUCUAAUCUCAAGUGGUUUACGUGAGUCACUGCGUUUCUUAACGCAACACAAGAUGGUUGACGUUAUUGUAUCAUCUGCUGGUGGGAUUGAAGAGGAUUUGAUCAAGUGUUUAGCACCGACAUAUAUUGGAGAGUUUUCACUUCAAGGUGAUACGUUACGUCGUCGUGGGAUCAAUCGUAUUGGCAAUUUACUAGUGCCGAAUGACAAUUAUUGUAAGUUUGAAGACUGGAUUGAUCCGAUCUUGGACAAGAUGUUAGAAGAACAAAAGACACAGGGGAUUAUCUGGUCUCCAUCGACGAUGAUACAUCGCUUUGGGAAAGAGAUUAACAAUGAAGACUCGGUCUACUACUGGGCAUACAAGAACAACAUCCCAGUCUUUUGUCCAGCGCUUACGGAUGGAUCCAUUGGCGAUAUGAUUUACUUCCAUUCGUAUCGAAAUGAAGGACUUGUAGUAGAUAUUGCGAGUGAUAUUCGUCGUAUCAAUGAUCACGCGAUUCGUGCACCAGGCAAAACUGGUGUUAUCAUCUUAGGUGGAGGUAUGGUCAAGCACCAUAUCUUGAACGCCAAUCUCAUGCGUAAUGGUGCUAACUAUGGCGUGUUUGUGAACACGGGCCAAGAGUUUGAUGGUAGUGAUGCUGGUGCACAUCCUGAUGAGGCAAUCUCGUGGGGCAAGCUGCGGCUAGAAUCAAAGCCUGUGAAGCUCUAUGCAGAUGCAACGCUGGUAUUUCCGCUUAUUGUAGCAGAGACUUUUGCCAAGGACUUUCACGCUGAGAGGAAGCAAGAGGAACCACCUGCAGCUGAGGGAAAAUAG